AUGUCCGACAGACCUGAAGGGCACAAGCGCUCUCGGAGUGCGCUAGCGCUUUCCCUCCUGUAUCGCGAUAAAUCCAAAGGCGAGGACAAGGAGGACGACAACACCUCAGUCGCCUCCGCCUCCACGAAUGGCUCCUCUUUGACACAUACUCGCAGCUUCAGUCGCAGUCGUCGCAAGCAAAAUCAGGACUUGAAUCCUACCUCAGUCCCCGAAAAUCCCCUCGAGCAGGUUGCUACCUAUCAAAGCUACCAGGGCGCGGACACGAUGGCGCAGGAGCCAUCGGUGCCUCAGACGGAAGGGGGGAGCCUGUCCCUCGACCAGUCGGUGCGGACGUUCCGCUUGUUUGAGAUCCUGCGCAGUGGUGAUACCACCGCCAUUGCCAAGGCUAUCAAGGAAUCCGGGGAUACUCAAGUGGCGAACAGCUUGUAUGGGACCACAAUCCUCCAUCUGGCUCUCCAGUGUGCAGAGCCCCAGGUGGUGGAAUUCGUGCUGUCGUCGAGCGAGGAGUUGGAUAUCAACGCGCGGGACCGCGAGGGGAACACCCCGCUUCAUCUCGCUGCUCAGCUUGGACGUACCUCCUUGGUUCGGGAACUGCUGAACCGGCCCUCAGUCAAUGAUGCCGUGGUUAACUACAGGGGUCAAACGGCUCUCGACCUCGCCCGUACGCCAGAGAUCUUCCAGCAACUCCACCUAGCCCGGUCCCUCUUCAUUGACGGUAAGACUCAGGAGAUACAAGCCCUGAUCGCGAAAAGGCAAUAUGAUGAACUGGAGAAGCUGCUGGAAGAGCCUCGCGCGGAAGGCAUAUUGGACGUCAACAACCUGGACUUGGUCACCGAGCGAACGACCUUGCAGUCUGGCGGCACUCUGCUGCAUGAAGGUGCUCGGAAUAAAGAUGUACAACUCAUUGAGAUCCUUCUGACACAUGGUGCGGACCCUUUCCGACGUGAUAAGAAAGGAAAGCUGCCCCAGGAUGUUACCAAAGACGACAAGACUCGGGCGAUGUUGAAGAAGUCCCCGGCCGCCGCGGUUGCUCAGCGAGGUAUCCAGGAGAAGGCUAUCCUCGGAAACAGUAAUGCUCAGGGCCUGUCGGGUCGGGUGUCCAUUGGCGAGGCACCUCUGGCUGGUAAAGAUGCCCGGGAGAUGCGUGGCUAUCUCAAGAAAUGGACCAACUACACAACCGGCUACAAGUUGCGCUGGUUUGUUCUCGAGGACGGUGUUCUGAGUUACUACAAGCACCAGGACGAUGCCGGUUCCGCUUGUCGUGGAGCAAUCAACAUGAAGAUUGCCAGACUAAGCAUGGAUGCUCAAGAUAAAACUCGGUUCGAAAUCCACGGCAAAUCAUCGGUGAAGUACCACCUGAAGGCAAACCAUGUUGUGGAGGCCAAACGUUGGUUCUGGUCUCUGAACAACGCGAUUCAGUGGGCUAAGGACGAGGCCAAGGAGGAAGAGCGCCAACGUUCACAAAAUGCAGAGGUUCUUCGCCAGGCCAAGAUGGACCAGUCAAGUGUGAGCGGAACACCCUCCGAGUCUGGAGUGAGUCACAAGCCCAGCACCAAGGGUCUUGCGCCUCCCUCUCUCGGAGUGCCUGGCAGCAGCAGUAGCGUUAGGCUCAGCACACACACCUCCCGAACCACGCUUGAGGUCACCCCCGAGGAUGAAGCAGGCUCGGCUUAUGAAUCGCUCGAUGCUCCUAACGAGGUGAACAGAUCGAUCAGCCAUGUCACCUCUGGGCCUGAAAUGGAUGAUGAUGACGAUGACUUUGGCGACUACGCUUCCAGCCGUGAGAUGCCUACCGAGGACAAGGAUGCUCUCAACAUCACCGCACAGUCCGCGAAACUCCAACUGGAUCUUCUGGCGAAUGUGUCUGCUUCUGUACAGGCAGAAAGGUCUAGGAACCCGGAUAUGACUAUUGCGGAUCCAGCACUUGAGCAAGCCCUUGGUGCCUAUGAGGGUGCCGUCAGUAGCCUCAAGGGCUUGGUUCAAAACCUUCUCAAAAUUUCACGAGACCGCGAUUCCUAUUGGCAAUACCGGCUGAACCGAGAGGAACAUCUUCGUCGGAUGUGGGAAGAGAGCAUGGCGCGCGUCGCCCAAGAGCACGAGGAUCUCCAGUCCAAGAUGGGCGAGUCCGAGGAAAAGCGGAAACGUACUAAGCGGGCUCUAAAGGAGGCUCUGGAGAAUGCUACCGGUAGUAGCCGCGAAAUCAGCGGUCCAAGCUCUCGCAUGCCGGCCGAAGACCAAGACACCGCGGAGGGCCAGACCGAGGCCUCGGAAGCUGACCAGGAAGGAGAGCAGCCAAGCGAGGCAGCGCGGCCUAUUCUCCCUCGCAAUAGGUCCGGGAAGUCCACAUAUUCUCAGAUCAGCGGCCUUUACGACUCGGAGUCGGACGGUGACGAAUUCUUUGACGCCAUCGAUGCCGGGGAAAUCGAGGUGGAGGAUGUCACCAAGGUUGAGCCUAAAGAACCGGAAAAACCGGAAGAUGAAAGUUGUCAGGCUCGUAAUGAUAAGGUGGCUGUGAUCAAGCCCUCUUUCAAGGGUUAUGAGGAGCCCGUACGAACGAGGUUGAAGAUGGACAAUGAUAAUAGGCCCAAGAUCUCUCUGUGGGGUAUUCUGAAAUCCAUGAUUGGCAAGGAUAUGACCAAGAUGACCCUUCCCGUCUCUUUUAACGAGCCGACCUCGUUGCUUCAGCGAGUCGCCGAAGACUUGGAGUACACUGACCUUCUUGAUAUCGCUGCUGACCGAACCGACUCAAUGGAGCGUCUGGUUUAUGUGGCCUCGUAUGCCGCAAGUGAAUAUGCUUCGACGAUCGGCCGUGUUGCUAAGCCAUUCAAUCCCCUGCUUGGUGAAACUUUCGAGUACGUGCGGCCAGACAAGGGCUACCGAUUCUUCGUGGAACAAGUCAGUCAUCACCCGCCGAUUGGCGCUGCGUGGGCCGAGUCACCCAAGUGGGAUUACUGGGGCGAAUCCUCCCUCAAAUCCAAGUUCUACGGCAAGUCCUUCGAUAUCAACCUUCUCGGCACGUGGUUCCUGAAGCUGCGUCCAGUCACCGGUGGGGAGGAGCUGUACACCUGGAAGAAGGUCACAUCCUCCGUUAUUGGCAUCAUCACUGGCAAUCCCACCGUGGACAACUACGGUCUGAUGGAGAUCAAGAACUGGACCACUGGAGAGGUCUGUUACCUCGACUUCAAGCCGCGCGGGUGGAAAGCGUCGUCGGCCUACCAGGUCAGCGGUAAGGUGGUCGACCAGGACGGCUCCCCCAAGUGGAGUAUCGGCGGGCGUUGGAAUGACAAGAUCUAUGCCCGCCACACCCCCGGCUUCGAGGCUCCGGUGUCCGGUCAGGAUCCAGAGUCGGCCAAGACACUCUUGGUGUGGCAGGCCCAUCCUCGUCCCACCGGCGUGCCUUUCAACCUUACUCCCUUCGUCAUUACUUUGAACGCCCUUCCUGAAGGUCUGAAGGAUUGGUUGCCUCCGACUGACACGAGACUGCGUCCCGACCAGAGGGCUAUGGAGGAUGGCGAGUACGACAUUGCUGCUAAUGAGAAGCACCGGGUCGAAGAGAAGCAGCGUUCUAAGCGCCGGGAGCGUGAAACCAAUGGCGAUGUCUACAAACCGCAGUGGUUCAUACGUGCCACUUGUCCCACCACCGGCGAGGAUUACUGGGCUCACAAUGGCAGAUACUGGGCCAGCAGAGAGGCGCAGGACUGGAGCCUUUCGGAAGAUAUCUUCUAA
Molecule: messenger RNA, 3726 nt
Organism: Penicillium cinerascens
Lineage: Eukaryota; Fungi; Ascomycota; Eurotiomycetes; Eurotiales; Aspergillaceae
Product: OSBP family protein
Exons: 4
Coding region: 1-3726 (1241 amino acids)
Biological process (GO): maintenance of cell polarity; piecemeal microautophagy of the nucleus; endocytosis
Cellular component (GO): cytosol; intracellular membrane-bounded organelle; nuclear envelope
Molecular function (GO): protein binding; sterol binding
Source: RefSeq, a predicted model, not a curated record